Molecule: messenger RNA, 911 nt
Organism: Perognathus longimembris pacificus (Pacific pocket mouse)
Lineage: Eukaryota; Metazoa; Chordata; Mammalia; Rodentia; Heteromyidae
Gene: Prr15
Product: proline rich 15
Exons: 2
Coding region: 232-624 (130 amino acids)
Source: RefSeq, a predicted model, not a curated record
CCAAGACUCCGCCGAGGGACACGGCGCCUAGGCACCGGGUUGCUCCCUGCGCGCGCCUUGGGCUUCUCCGCUGCGGUGGGGCCGAACAGAAGGCGUUGUUUUGACUCCCUCUCUGCAGCCCACCAAAAAGAAGCAGAAGAGCUGGACUGAACCCCUUCGGGAGAGUGGGGACAGCACAAGUUAGCUCACUGCGCUGAGGCCAGGUGCCUGGGAUCCCCGUGCCUACGGGCGAUGGCAGACAGCGGAGGCACCGGCAGCUCCAGCCCCUGGUGGAAAUCGCUAACCAACACCAAGAAGAAAACCAAGGAAAGCACCAUGGGGGCGCAGGCUCCAGCACCGCCGCCGACCGACCCUGAGCUCGAAGAUCCCCUUUCUCCCAGCCCAGACUGGACUAGCAGCUCCCAAGAGAACCAGCAUCCCAAUGUCCUCGGGGGCACUGGUGAGACCCUCAAGCCAGACAAGUUAUGUGGGGAGAAAUCAGGCAACAGCCGCCGCAAUUUGAAGAUCUCUCGUUCUGGUCGCUUUAAGGAGAAGAGGAAAGUGCGUGCCACUCUGCUCCCAGAGGGAGACAGGUCCCCAGAGGAGGCCGACUUCCCUGUGGAGCAGCAGGAGAACAAGCAAUAGCCUGAGCCAGCUCUGGGACUGGAGGCCUCUCUUCCCACCACAGCCCUCACACCUAUUCUAAACUGGAGAGUUCUACCUGCCCCUGUACUUGGAGUCUUUCUCACACCACAACAUUCAGAGUAUUUCACACAAGGACCCCCCCUCCCGAUUUAUUUUUCUGGAAAUUGGAGUGUCUAUUAAGUUUUACAUAUUUCAUGACUCAGAAGUGCACUAAGUAUUUAUUUGUGGCAAGAAAAGACACCUUCUCUGAGGAAGUUGGCACGAUUUUGUGGGUUUUUUUUUCCUUC